Mus caroli (Ryukyu mouse) is the source of this 633-nucleotide messenger RNA. RefSeq names its product acid phosphatase 1 (gene Acp1). Gene Ontology annotation, biological process: protein dephosphorylation. The record is from RefSeq and is a predicted model, not a curated record. Lineage: Eukaryota; Metazoa; Chordata; Mammalia; Rodentia; Muridae. Gene Ontology annotation, molecular function: non-membrane spanning protein tyrosine phosphatase activity; acid phosphatase activity. Gene Ontology annotation, cellular component: cytoplasm.
CCUGGCAGUGCGCAUGCGCCUCGUCCCUACGCGGUUUCUGGGCGCCAGGGUCUGCACCGAAACAUGGCAGAGGUUGGGUCCAAGUCAGUGCUGUUCGUGUGUCUCGGUAACAUUUGCCGGUCACCCAUUGCAGAAGCAGUAUUCAGAAAACUGGUAACUGAUGAAAAGGUUUCCGAUAAUUGGGCCAUUGACAGCAGCGCCGUUUCCGACUGGAACGUGGGCCGGCCCCCAGACCCAAGAGCUGUCAGCUGCCUAAGAAAUCAUGGCAUUAGCACAGCCCAUAAGGCAAGACAGAUUACAAAAGAAGACUUUGCCACAUUCGAUUAUAUACUAUGUAUGGAUGAAAGCAAUCUGAGAGAUCUCAAUAGAAAAAGUAAUCAAGUUAAAAACUGCAAAGCUAAAAUUGAGCUACUUGGGAGCUAUGAUCCACAGAAACAGCUCAUCAUUGAAGAUCCCUAUUAUGGCAAUGACUCUGACUUCGAGGUGGUGUACCAGCAAUGCCUUAGGUGCUGCAAGGCCUUCCUGGAGAAGACUUACUAGCUGGUCCUAACCACCACCAUUGAGCAGCUCAUUCAUCAGUACUGUGCCCAAGGGUGGUGGCAGUUCUUAGCCCCAUACCCCACCUCUCUUUUC